This is a messenger RNA of Condylostylus longicornis, 1843 nucleotides long. RefSeq names its product endoribonuclease CG2145-like. The annotation marks the transcript as partial. The transcript has 4 exons. Gene Ontology annotation, molecular function: RNA endonuclease activity. The record is from RefSeq and is a predicted model, not a curated record. NCBI's taxonomy places the organism in Eukaryota, Metazoa, Arthropoda, Insecta, Diptera, Dolichopodidae.
UUUUCAGCUGUUCAUUGCUCUGACUUUGAAAGUUUAUCAUAUGGUCCAGAUGUUUUAUCUGGAAAAGUAUCUCCAACUGAAAAACCACAUGAAACUACAACAAAAAAAUCAGGAUUUUUUAGUGGAAUAAAAAAACUUUUUGGUGGAGGAAAAACAACAACUACUGUUGAACCGCCAACAGAAAAAGCUGUUUUAACAAGUUCAACUACAGCAAAACCAAUCAGUACAUCAACAACUCCAGCACAAAAACCUAGUCAAAAUCGUGAUUUUGUUGCUCCCACUGCAAGUUCAACUUCAACAACCACUACAACAACAGUCAAACCUCGUGUGAAUCCCAAUUUGCCUACAAAUAUUGGUGGACCUAGUGGAAUAAAUCAAAUUAGUAGUUCAACAACAACCACCACUUCAAAACCGGAUAAUCGAAGAGAUUAUGUAGCACCACCUCGUCCACCUUCUCCUGGUAUGCCACAAAAUCCACAACAGGCUUCUACAAUUACAAGUACUACAACUGUAAAACCAGAUAAUAGAAGAGAUUAUGUUGCGCCAAUAAGGCCUUCUAUUCCACCAAAACCUACAAGUCCGCAAGCUUCUCAAGGAAAUGUACCUACAUUCCCUACAGCACCAUCAAAUAGACGUGAUUAUGUUAAUCCCAAUAUACCAAGCACACCAAAAUUCCCUAUUGGUACUCCAUCACAAGGUCCACCUGCUGUUCCUCCAAGGCCAGGAUCACAAAGUCCACCUGCUGUUCCUCCAAGAUCAGGAGCACCAAAUAUUUUGAAUGAAAAAGAUUUUCCACCACUUGGACCAUCUAGAGGCGGUAAUCAAAAACCGACAGCUUCUCCGUCUGGAAGUUCUGGAGGUGGUGUGAGUUUUGUGCCACAUUCUCCCGGAGCACCUACAAAAUCUAGUAAUAAAAAUCAAUUGGCAAAAGAUGAUGAACUUUCAACUUUAACAGAAAAUUUACUGAGCAAAGAUGUUAACAAUCAAAAUGAAUUCGUAACAAUAAAUCUUCAAGGAAAAACAAAAUCUACAGAUCGGACUGAUGAAGCACCUGAAAGUUUACUAGAUGUUAAAGAUCAAGCUUUACAAAGUCCGACAAUUGCGAAAAUGCGACUUCUUUACAAUAACUAUGAAGUAGAUACAUCCAUAAAUGAAUAUGUCACACCAAUAGAACAUAAAGAAGAGAAUGAUUUUGUAGAUGCUAUAAUGGCUACAAGUGUAAUGAGGGCAGCUAUGCAAUUUCUACAAACCAAAGGAAUUGUAACACCAGAUCCUAAAACUCAUCGAGAAUAUGUCAAAACGUUAUGGUUCACAUUAUACUCUAGAGGCGGUGGUCGUAUUGGAAGUAGUGCAUUUGAACACGUUUUCUUAAAUGAAAUUAAAAAUGGCACAGUAAUAGGAAUGCAUAAUUGGGUCUACUAUUAUGAAGAGGAGAAAUCAGGAAAUGCUGAUUAUAAGGGUUAUAUUAGAAAAGUAGAUUUAGGGACUAAAGGAACUAUAUUGAAAUAUCGAUUUAAUUACAAUGGAUUAGAAAAGUAUGCAAAUACAUUAUUCAUUGGAACUUCACCUGAAUUGGAAAUGGCAAUUUAUACAGUAUGUUUUGCUGUAAGAGCCGAUCAAGAUUGUCCAAUAUCAUUAAAUCAACAAAAAAUUAAUAUAGUAACACAUACAUGGAAAUAUAGAGGAAAACAAUUAAUUGGUAGCGCAUAUCCUGAAAUUUAAAAUUUUUAAUUUAUAAAAAAAAAGAAACCGAAUAGAUACAAUACUCAAAUUUUGUAUAAAAAAAUUUAAUAAAUAAGAUCUAAGUAUGUAUGUACAUAUGUUACAAAUUAUGUAAUAUGCA